Messenger RNA from Ictalurus furcatus (blue catfish), 3437 nucleotides. It is a transcript of the gene nr2f6b, whose product is annotated as nuclear receptor subfamily 2, group F, member 6b. Gene Ontology annotation, biological process: cell differentiation; negative regulation of transcription by RNA polymerase II; anatomical structure development. The record is from RefSeq and is a predicted model, not a curated record. The coding region runs from base 1341 to 2555 and encodes 404 amino acids. The transcript has 4 exons. Lineage: Eukaryota; Metazoa; Chordata; Actinopteri; Siluriformes; Ictaluridae. Gene Ontology annotation, molecular function: nuclear receptor activity; zinc ion binding; RNA polymerase II cis-regulatory region sequence-specific DNA binding.
AAGAGAAGGAGGGAGGGAAAGAGAAAGAGAGAGAGAGAGAAACAGAGCAGGGUCUGUUGACCAUAGAGGCUGGUUGAUCUUUCCUCUGUCCUUCAUCCAUGGCCAAACGGCGCUGACUUCCUCCAUUCGCUUGUACCAAAGGGACAGAUAGACGGAAGGAGAAAGAAGAAAAGCGGAAACGGUUUCACAGUGGCUUCCGGGAACGCAGGGGCGAGCUCAAGCCCUGGAGCUGUUACUGCUGGAUGGGCAAGUGCUGACAAAACAACGCGAGGGAGGGACACUCGAGAGACACGGACGCUUGCAGAUCUAAGAUUCCUCCUUUUUUCCAGAAACCUUGCCCUCUUAAUCGACGCUUGAAUCCCACGCUCUUCUUUGAAACUGACGCGAGAGUGUAUGUGGAAGCAAGAAGAUCCGAGCCUGGGUUUCCCAACAGGACAGAAAGGGUGUGUGCGUGUGUGUGUUUGUAUCUGAGCGAGAUAAAGGGGACUUCCUUGAACUUUGAUCCUUCAUAGUGAGGGCUGAAAGAGAACUCUGUUUAUCAUUAGCAGGCUUUGUCUCUUUCUCUUCUCGGUAGCUUUGAACGGGAAGAUUUAUUGGAACUUGUGUUCUGAACAUGUGAACUUUAUUUGGUGAGAUAUUGCUGUAACCAAAAACUCAUUUUCUGCUUCUAUAUUUUUUGUUUUUACUGUGUGUGUUUUUUUUAAAAUAGUGGGGACAGAGUUUACGAGCUCUGGAAAACACAGAACAGGUUUGACUUGUUAGUGACCUGUGGGCAGGGCAACUGUCUCAUUCUCGGCUCCUAAAGCGGCACACGGUUUUGAAUGCUCACUGGCUGAGAUGAGGCAUUUCAAUUCUUCUUAAGAGGCGCUUUACUUCUGCCCCAGUUUCGGAGUCGCGGGGACGUGCAUGUUUAUGUGUAAUUUAUAGUUUCCUGUAAAAAGGGCAGGCUGUAUGUUACUCACUCUUGACUGAACUCUGAACUAUUUGGCGAAGCAGACGUUCUUCGAGAGCCCUUGAGGAUUACUUUGAAGUUAAACCGAGUUUUAAGAUCAGUAGGAAUACUGAAGACUACAAAACAGGAGAACAUUUGCUGAUCGACCGUCGACUCUCUGAAAGGUCUGUUUUCGAACGAGCCCUCAGAUUUAGGCUGCGUAAACGUUUGCGGACCUCGCGUCACUGUUUACUUUUUUUUUUUUUUCCUUCCACACUCGAGAAGCUUGAGGUUAAUGUCUACAGUGUGAACUCUCACACACAGUCUCUGGCAAGUCUGAAUACUCACUGUUGGGAGAGGAUUUUGUAAAAACAACACACACAAAAAAGCUCUGGUGGUGCACACAGCGAUGGCCAUGGUGGGUGGGGGAUGGGGUAACCCUAAUGGGAGCACCAAUGGCCUGGGGGAGAAGGGCUACCUACGGGGGGAGGAGGACGAGAGCUCUCCGCAGGCAGGGAACAGCGAUGCCGAGGGCGGAGAGGAUGACAAGGCCUGCGUGGUGGACUGUGUGGUGUGCGGCGACAAGUCCAGCGGCAAGCACUACGGCGUCUUCACCUGUGAGGGCUGCAAGAGUUUCUUCAAGAGGAGCAUCCGUCGCAACCUGAGCUACACAUGCAGAUCAAAUCGAGAAUGUCAGAUUGAUCAACAUCAUCGCAACCAGUGCCAGUACUGCCGUCUGAAGAAAUGCUUUCGUGUGGGCAUGAGAAAAGAAGCAGUCCAGCGUGGACGCAUUCCUCCAUCACACUCAGGUAUCAGCCCAACCACUAUGGUGUCGGCUGGUGGAGGUGGACCAGGAGGACCAGGCAUGGCCGGUGACUUUUUCAAUGGUCAGCCGGCACCCGAGCUUAUCUCACAGCUCCUGAGAGCCGAACCGUACCCCAGCAGCCGCUACGGAGCUCAGUGUGGUCAACAGUUGCCUGGAGGCCACGGCUCCGUCAUGGGAAUCGACAGUAUUUGUGAGUUGGCUGCCCGACUCCUCUUCAGCACCAUUGAGUGGGCUCGGAACAUUCCCUUCUUCCCUGACUUACCUGUCUCGGAGCAAGUGGCCCUGCUGCGCCUCAGCUGGAGCGAACUGUUCAUCCUGAAUGCAGCACAAUCAGCCCUGCCUCUACACAUGGCCCCCCUGCUGGCUGCUGCUGGCUUCCACGCUUCCCCGAUGUCUGCUGAGCGUGUGGUAUCCUUCAUGGACCAGGUGCGAGUCUUCCAGGACCAGGUGGAUAAGCUCACACGACUACAGGUGGACUCUGCUGAAUAUAGCUGCCUCAAAGCCAUAGCCCUCUUUUCACCUGAUGCAUGUGGACUGACAGACCCAGCCCACGUGGAGAGUCUGCAGGAGAAGGCUCAGGUGGCGCUGACUGAAUACGAACGCAUGCAGUAUCCGACUCAACCACAGCGUUUCGGUCGCCUCCUUCUCCGUCUGCCCUCACUGAGAGCUGUCCCCGCAAACCUCAUAUCUCAGCUCUUCUUCAUGCGACUGGUCGGCAAGACGCCCAUCGAGACACUCAUUCGAGACAUGCAGCUCUCUGGUAGCUCCAUUAGCUGGCCUUACGUGCCUGGACAGUAGCUGGGUCGGACACCCUGAGAGCAGACGACAGUCAGCCACUCAAACUUUGACUUUCAUGUUCUGUGUGGGCUUAUAGGAUUGUGAUAUGUAAUUUCCUUUUAGUUGCUGCGAGGAUAUUCAUGUUGUGUACAGCAUGCCAUUGCUCAUUAGUGUACAUGGAGAAGGAUGGCCAAAGGUCAAUAUGCUGUCACAUGUCCUUGGGCAGAUGAAUAGUGUCACUAGAUUUUGGGAUACCUCAGGUUUUUUACGUAAAUAGCAGAUCUUAUAGCGGUGACUCUAUUGUAAAUGCAUAAGCACAGUGACAGAUGAUUGACAAGAAACUAUGACUAGUAAAGGAAAAGACAAUACAUUUAAGGCAUUGCAUUCAGAGAUGAAUAUCUCAACGCUAUGGUAUAUGACUGAUCCAGGUCCAGCUUUAAUCAAUUACAGGAACAUUCCUGCUAUACCUAAGAAUAAUUACUGUUUCAAUUAUAACAAUUGAUUAUGUAGUUUAGACAAAUUAACCCACUCAUGAAGGUAUCGCCAUGGACUGCAGUGCUACUUACUUGAGAAUCAGUGGUGAAUAUGUAUUGUAAAUGUGAUGGUCACAUUGUUUAAAAAAAAAAAAGAAGCUCUGUGUACUCUUACUUAAUUGGGUCCAAAAAUUUUUUCAUAUCGUCGGCCAUUAAAAAUAUCCAAUAUUUUUGCAUACGAAUAAUUAAAAAGAAUACAUCCAAACAUUUUGUGCUGAAAUUUUGAUUAGACUGGAAUUUAUUCUUUGAUCUCUGGAUUUCAAGAAAGCCACAUUUGUCAUUUGUUACUGAGGGAAAUAUGGUUUUCUUUUACAGUCAGAGAACUAGUUCAAGUUCAUAUGAUGUUUUAAAGUGCACCUAUUAUGGUUUU